UCAAUCGAGGGCUGGAUCAUUAUGGUGACGAAUGUCCACGAGGAGGCAUCCGAGGAGGAUCUGACAGAGCUCUUUGGAGAGUACGGCGAAAUCCAGAACCUACACCUGAAUCUGGAUCGCAGGACGGGUUACGUCAAGGGCUAUGUACUUAUCGAGUACCCCACCCUCGACGAGGCGAAAGACGCCAUCAAGGGCGCAAACGGCACGAAGCUGCUCGAUCAAACUAUCAGCGUCGACUAUGCGUUCGUGCGU
Molecule: messenger RNA, 252 nt
Organism: Pseudovirgaria hyperparasitica
Lineage: Eukaryota; Fungi; Ascomycota; Dothideomycetes; Acrospermales; Acrospermaceae
Product: RNA-binding domain-containing protein
Exons: 2
Biological process (GO): RNA splicing
Cellular component (GO): nucleus; exon-exon junction complex; cytoplasm
Molecular function (GO): mRNA binding
Source: RefSeq, a predicted model, not a curated record